Messenger RNA from Aspergillus saccharolyticus JOP 1030-1, 1321 nucleotides. Its product is annotated as fructose-bisphosphate aldolase FBA1. Gene Ontology annotation, molecular function: fructose-bisphosphate aldolase activity; zinc ion binding. The transcript has 6 exons. The record is from RefSeq and is a predicted model, not a curated record. Lineage: Eukaryota; Fungi; Ascomycota; Eurotiomycetes; Eurotiales; Aspergillaceae. Bases 81 to 1163 code for a protein of 360 amino acids. Gene Ontology annotation, biological process: gluconeogenesis; glycolytic process. Gene Ontology annotation, cellular component: cytosol.
UGAUUUCAUACUGAACACAUCAUACCCCACCAACCGCUCCGUAUUCGUCGCUCGCAAACCACAUUUCAUCUUCUAUCACAAUGGGUGUCCUUGAGAAGCUUUCCCGCAAGGCCGGUGUCAUCGUCGGUGAUGACGUCCUCCGUCUCUUUGAGCACGCUCAGGAGAACGGCUAUGCUCUCCCCGCGAUUAACGUGACCUCCUCCUCCACUGUCGUCUCUGUCCUCGAGGCUGCCCGCGACAAGAACUGCCCCGUCGUUCUGCAGGUCUCCCAGGGUGGUGCUGCCUACUUCGCUGGCAAGGGUGUCAGCAACGACGGCCAGAAGGCCUCCAUUGCCGGUGGUAUCGCCGCUGCCCACUACAUCCGCAGCAUUGCCCCCGCCUAUGGUGUCCCCGUUGUCCUCCACACCGACCACUGCGCCAAGAAGCUCCUUCCCUGGCUCGAUGGUCUCCUCGAUGAGGAUGAGCGCUACUUCAAGCAGCACGGCGAGCCCCUCUUCUCUUCCCACAUGAUCGAUCUGUCUGAGGAGUCCGUUGAGGAGAACAUCGAGACCACCGCCAAGUACCUCAAGCGUGCUGCUCCCAUGAAGCAGUGGCUCGAGAUGGAAAUUGGUAUCACCGGUGGUGAGGAGGACGGUGUCAACAACGAGGACGUUGACAACAACUCCCUCUACACUCAGCCCGAGGACAUCCUUGCCAUCCACAACGCUCUCGCCCCCAUCAGCCCCUACUUCUCCAUUGCCGCUGGUUUCGGCAAUGUUCACGGUGUCUACAAGCCCGGCAACGUUCGUCUCCACCCCGAGCUUCUCGAGAAGCACCAGGCCUACGUUAAGGAGAAGACUGGCUCCAAGAAGGACAAGCCCGUUUUCUUCGUCUUCCACGGUGGCUCUGGUUCCUCCAAGGAGGAGUACAAGCAGGCCAUCAGCUACGGUGUGGUCAAGGUUAACCUCGACACCGACAUGCAGUACGCCUACCUCACCGGUAUCCGUGACUACGUCCUGAACAAGAAGGACUACCUCAUGAGCACCGUCGGUAACCCCGAUGGCGAGGACAAGCCCAACAAGAAGUUCUUCGACCCCCGCGUCUGGGUCCGCGAGGGUGAGAAGACCAUGAGCAAGCGUGUCCAGGUCGCUCUUGAGGACUUCAACACUGCUGGCCAGCUGUAAACCAAAAGAAGCUCAUUAAUGUCUCUGAUGUGAUGUGUUUUCGGAUUUGACGAAACCAGAUACCAAGUACAUAAACUUAAAACAAUUUCUUUAUUGAUUCUCAAAAUGGAAGGUGAUGAGGUGUUGAAGUGAGCGUAAUGUGGACUAAGGCGUGGGAU